This is a messenger RNA of Penicillium canariense, 1920 nucleotides long. RefSeq lists its product as uncharacterized. The record is from RefSeq and is a predicted model, not a curated record. Bases 1 to 1920 code for a protein of 639 amino acids. The transcript is spliced from 6 exons. Gene Ontology annotation, biological process: positive regulation of transcription by RNA polymerase II; DNA-templated transcription. Gene Ontology annotation, molecular function: sequence-specific DNA binding; zinc ion binding; DNA-binding transcription factor activity, RNA polymerase II-specific. NCBI's taxonomy places the organism in Eukaryota, Fungi, Ascomycota, Eurotiomycetes, Eurotiales, Aspergillaceae.
AUGAUCGGGUUCCAGCUCUGUCUGGUGGAAGAUCGGACAACGAAACGACAUCUGCCCCGGAAUUACCUUCAAACCCUUGAAGAUCGGGUGGCUCUCCUUGAGAGUAUCCUGCAGCAGCUCCCCCAAGGUGUGGCCAGUGCUCCUCUCACUCCGUGUGAUUUUCAUGGCGCAGAAAAUGAAGUCGAUAAUUUUCCGGGACCACAUUUUAUCAACAAUGACUACGGCAACAAAUCGAGUAUACCUAGAGCUAAACAGCAGGAAGAUGAGGUGGGUGAUUUAGCAUCCAAGGUCGGGCUGCUGGCUCUGAAUGCGCCUGGAGCAGAAGCUCACUACCUUGGUUCAUCUUCUGCGUUUGCUUUCUCACGAUUAAUCAACACUUCCCUUCGACAAGUCGAUCGUAGGGACCACAUCAAUGCACUUAGCCGAAAUAAGGCCCCUGAGUCCAUUGUUUCUCCAUGCCCUUUACCAGAUUACGACACUGCCGUUAUGCUCAGCAACGCUUAUUUCCAUAAUGUUCACCCCCAGUAUCCAUUCUUGCAUGAAGCAACGUUUAGAGAUUGGGAGGCGAGCCUGAGAAGGCCAGAAGCGUUGGAAGCAAUAAACACAAGCUUUGUUCCUUUAUUCUUUCUCAACAUAGUGUAUGCCAUUGGGGCUUUGCUUUUACCCCAUUCUGGAUACUCGGCCGAGCGAUUCUACGUCUCGGCGGAACUCCAUAUCGGCCAUGUGCUAGCGCUUGAUAAUCUAGAAGCUAUACAAGCCGUGCUAUGCUGCGCAAUGUACUCUAUCCGGUCUCCGAUUGGUCCUUCAGUUUGGAAGCUCUCAGGGCUGGCACUGCGCCAUUGCAUUGAGCUGGGCUACCAUCGCAGCGCCAACCGUUUCAGAUCGAGUACGAGCCCUCUUCAACUAGAGCUACGGAAGAGGGUAUUUUGGUGUGCUUAUGGACUGGACUGUUCCUCUGCUAUCACUCUGGGUCGGCCACUUGGUAUUGCCUACGAAGAUGUUGAUGUCGAGUACCCGAUGGAUAUCGAUGAUUUUCAUCUUACAAAUACCUCAAUCUAUGAAACGCCCCAGACAUCUUCUCCUGAACCGACAACGAAUAUGUCCCGUGCCAUUCACACAUUCCGUCUUCGUCGUAUCUGGGCACGCAUUCAUACUGCGCUCUACUCAGAUUCUAGGCUACAUAGCCCGGCCAAUUCUACAUACCAUGACCCUAUCCACGACCUACGGGUUCAGCUUGACAAUUGGCUGGCUUCAACACCUCGCAUAACGUCCCACGUUGGACCGUCGCUGUCUGUAUUUUCAAGCACAGAUUGGUUUGAUCUGACUUAUAAUCAUUCCAUCCUGCUUCUCUACCGUGGCCUAUUGACAGACAGCACUCGACGAUGCGCAGACAAAUACUUUAUUGAAUGCAUGCAAGCUGCAGAGAAAGUUUGCCAGGGCUACCGUCGGCAAUACAUGGGAACAUCAACGAGCUUUACCUGGGGUUCUCUUCACUUGCUUGUCCUUGCUGGAUUAACAUACCUUCACUGCAUCUGGACAUCGGCCAGAGCUCGGGAGACGGUUCGACAGGACAAAGUUAGCAGUACUUGUACGGACUGCACAAUCGUUCUGGUGUUAAUGGCAGAACGAUGGGAGGCCGCGGGCCCAUACCGGGAUAUCUUUCAGGUGCUGGCCAGUCGUACCAUGACGAUGAUGGUGGACAAGAUUUCUACAAAGGUGACUUUGCCGUGUGAUCCAGCGCAGUUAAUUGACCCUGUUCCAGGGGAUUUGGCGCAGUGGAUGGCAGAAAUCACAGAUUUGGGUAUGGAGGGCGGGAUUGAUCCUUUGUUGACUGGUUUUAUAAGUAGCUUACCACCUCCGGAGCAGGAGGGCAACUUGGGACCAUCACGGGAGGAUCUUCUCACUCCUUAUUUUUCAUAG